Aspergillus ochraceoroseus IBT 24754 is the source of this 981-nucleotide messenger RNA. Its product is annotated as phosphotransferase family protein. Bases 1 to 981 code for a protein of 326 amino acids. The record is from RefSeq and is a predicted model, not a curated record. Lineage: Eukaryota; Fungi; Ascomycota; Eurotiomycetes; Eurotiales; Aspergillaceae. The transcript has 2 exons.
AUGUCACCUCUUCAACCAGCUCCGCCAGAACUAGAAGCAGAGGUCUCCGAGAAACUCGGGGCCAUACUCCAGCGGCAUUUUCUCCUACCAGUGCACGUCACCAGGGUGUAUCCCAUGGCUGGCCACCUACACUCCCUCUAUCUGGUCCGGUUAUCGAAUGAAACUCACGUUCUGUUGAAGUGCGCACCGAGGCCCACAACACCGCUUCUCCGCUGGGAGCAUGUCUCGCUGGAAACAGAAGCCCGGGCUCUUUCUCUCCUAAAUCAAAGCACACUACCAUAUACUCCACUGCUUCUCCAUUAUGAUCCGUUGGGGACUUUGCUGGGACCCUCGUGCCUCGUACGACAUCAUAUUCCAGGGUCCACGCUGGAAGAAAUAGAGACUCAACUUACCUCGCAAGAAAAAAAGGCCAUUGACAGGAGUCUAGGGCUCCUAGCAAGGCGAAUGGGACAGCACAUCUCCGACUCCUUUGGAUCCCUCGGACAAGUGGCGGCAGGGGGUGGGAAACGGUCCUGGAGGGAGGCGUUUCUCAUCCUUCUCGAGGGUAUACUUCGUGACUCGGAGGAUGUCUUCGUGAACCUUCCAUACGCUGAGAUUAGACAUCGUGUUAGCUGGCUGUCACCCGCACUUGACGAGGUCGUUCUUCCGCGACUCGUGAUGAUCGACUUUGGCCAACCGUCACAGGUCCUUGUUGACCCGGAUAGUAAACGGUUGUGCGGGAUUUCCGGGUUUGGCAAUGCAGUCUGGGGCGAUUUAUUUAUGGCCAAGCUUUUCGACCGACCGUCUGCUGCUAUGUUAGACGGGUUUGGGUCUAGCGAUUCGAAAGCCCAGUUGUCAAGGGUUCGACAACUCCUAUACUCUUGCUAUCGCUCCAUCCACCAAAUCACCUCGCAGUACUAUCGGAACCAUCGAAAUUCGACCGCUGAGAUCGAUGCAAGGAGGCAACUCAUGACGACGCUGGGGGAAAUGGCAGCCACGUGA